AUGACAACUCACAAACGAAACUGUGAUUUUGGCAAGAUAGACUUCACGCCUUUUCCCAGAAAUUACAAGAUACAAUGGAUUGUAUCCAUGACAUGGAAUGCCACUGUUGGCUGUGUUUUAAAUUCAAAAUAUUACAUACUUUUUGGUAUUCUGAUCCCGUUCUAUAUGGGUUGGUACAAUAAUGGACCUGUUUUGACAGUGUAUGCUUCACAAAUCGCGGUCUCUGUGAUGGAAUAUUUCUCUGGUAGAGGGUUCCUUUUCUUCCCACUAUUGAAUUCAUUGUUCACCGUACAUCUUAUCUUCUCAUUAAUCCAGACUGCCCUCCCUGUCACUCGGAGGAAGACUCUCUUCAGAUCACGACUACCUCCACCACAGCUCAUACCAUUAACCGUGUUUAUUGAGAUGUGCUUUUUAUUGCAAGACAAGAUUACUUAG
This is a messenger RNA of Phycomyces blakesleeanus NRRL 1555(-), 435 nucleotides long. RefSeq lists its product as hypothetical. The record is from RefSeq and is a predicted model, not a curated record. Lineage: Eukaryota; Fungi; Mucoromycota; Mucoromycetes; Mucorales; Phycomycetaceae. The transcript is spliced from 2 exons. Bases 1 to 435 code for a protein of 144 amino acids.